Molecule: messenger RNA, 2915 nt
Organism: Hyalella azteca
Lineage: Eukaryota; Metazoa; Arthropoda; Malacostraca; Amphipoda; Hyalellidae
Product: lamin Dm0
Exons: 10
Coding region: 132-1958 (608 amino acids)
Source: RefSeq, a predicted model, not a curated record
UUGUUGAUAGGUGUGGUUGUGUAUGCUGGUUACCGGCAUUCUCAACGCGUUCUAGUGUUUAUUCAAAGUCAGUCGGUUGUAACUUGUACUAACUUCGUGUUUCAUUGAUACGUUGUGCCACUUGCGCGAGGAUGUCCGCUCGUAGUGUGAAGAAAACUACGACGACUCGUACAACGUUUAGCUCAUCGGGCGGCGAAACGAGCGGCAUGGCUACUCCAGGAACGAGUACCCCUCGAAACCCUACCCCUGGCAGCUCGAGAGCAAAAUCUGCCCGGAGUUCGCCGCUAAGUCCAACAAGAAUUUCGCGUUUGAGGGAAAAGCAAGACUUACAAGACCUCAAUAACAGAUUGGCAACUUACAUCGACCGCGUGCGGCAUCUCGAGACCGAGAAUAGUCGCCUCUCUGUACAGAUUGAGACCAUCGAAGAAAGCAUGAAAAAAGAGGUUUUCUCGAUGAAGCAUCUGUAUGACCAGGAGCUGGAGGACGCUAGGAAACUUGUCACGGACACAGCUCGCGACAAGGCGCAGCUUCAGAUCACUGUGGGCAAGCUUAAGGCUGAUAACGACGACCUCAGAGUGCAGCUUGUGCGCAAGGACAACGAACUAACGGCGUGUCAGAAGAGCCUGAGCAAGACUGAAGAGGAGGUGGAUGACCUGACGAAGCAGCUGAGUCAGAGCGACAACGAGCGCAAGAAGCUCCAGGCUGAGCUGAGGGAGCUGCGUGCCCGCGUCACUGACCUCACGCGUCAGCUCGACGAGGCCAAGAAGCAGCUCGAGGGCGAGGUCCUUAUGAGGGUCGACCUUGAGAACAGAUGCCAAGGGCUUAAGGAGGAACUUUCUUUCAAAACUCAGAUUCAUGAGCAACAAAUGAACGAGAUACACAAGCGGAAGACGGUUGAGAUUUCCGAGAUCGACGGCGAGCUGAAGGAAAAGUACGAGGCUCGCAUGCACGAUGUCCUGCAGGAGCUCAGGGAGCAGUACGAGGACCAACUCGCUGAGAACAGGGCACAGAUCGAGUCUCUCUACGAGACCAAGUUGGAUGAGCUGAGCCGUCGAGCUGACCUGUACAGUGGAGACGCUGAGCUCAUGAACACGACGUUGAGGGACUCGCAGAACCGCUCCAAGGAACUCAGCUCGCGCCUGGCGCAGCUCGAGACCACCAACCACGCUCUGCAGACUCGAGUGAACGAGCUGGAGAACCUGUUGGAGACUGAGCGAGGCAACCAGCUCACCGAGCUUCAGCGGCUUCGAGAAGAGAUCAGCCGCCUGCAGAAGGAGAUGGCUCUGCAGUUGCAGGAAUAUCAGGAUCUCAUGGACAUCAAAAUUGCUUUGGACAUGGAGAUUGCUGCUUACAGGAGGAUGCUCGAGUCUGAGGAAGAAAGGCUGAAUAUCACUCCUGGCCGUACCACGGCAGCGGUGCAGGAGCGCAUUUCAGUGCGAGGAGGGACUCCCCUGCGCGGCGUCAAGAGGAAGCGAACCAUGUUCUCGGAUGAAGAGACCACCAAAGCCGAGUUGAAGAGCACUGCUACGGCCACUGGCAGCGUGCAUAUAGUCGAGGAAGAUCCCGAUGGCAAGUACAUCAAGCUCCACAAUAAGGGCGAUAAGGAGUAUUCACUGAGUGGGCAUCAGCUGAUCCGCACCACGGAGAACGAAGAGAUCAACCCUGUUGUCUACAAGUUCCAUAGGUCCUACAAACUGGCCCCCGACGCCACUGCGACCGUCUGGAGCAGUGACGCUGGAGAGACGCACGACCCGCCCACUACUCUCGUCAUGAAGAACCUCAAGUGGCCUACUGAUGACUCCAUCACCACCAGACUCAUCAACAAUGAGGGCGAAACUGUUGCCGAACGUGAAAGCAAGAAGGUGAUGGUGUCCUACUCUACUUCGCUAGAGCGGCCGUACGGAUCCCUGACACCGAGAGGCACCCUGGAGGGCGAGGAGCGUUGCUGUGUCAUGUAACGAACCUGCCGCCGGUCACACGCAGUUACUGGACCUGCAGUCUUCUGUAAUCUACACGAUGAGCAAUGGAUAAACUAUGGCUGACCUCGGGAUUAGUGCCUCUAGUAAAUUUUCCUCUUCCAAGUACCUGUUAGGAGAAUGUUGACUAAAAGAAAAAAUGAUAUAUAGAGCGAUGUUGGUAGAGGCGUUAGUUUGUCAUUAUGGAUCCGUGAAUGUCGAAUGUUAUCGUCCGUCCUUACUUGGCCCGUAGAAAGUCUUACACGUGCUUUGAUUUAGUUACUCCUUGAAUAUCAAGGUGAUUGAUGAAAGAAUUAUUUGCUUUAUGGUUUCUUUCAUUUGUUCAUCAUUAGCCUUGCGCAACUAGAACCUAAAUGGUAAGUCGUUUUUGUCCCGACUUGAAAUAAGCAGCGUUUCCGAUUUACUCCCUAUCGACCACCAUGAUUUUUAAUUAUACUGUCACUGGGUGUAGCUAAACCUAUGAUUCUCUAUUCUUAAUUAAUUCCUGCUAACUAUUAUUCAGCGAUUUUGAAGGAGAAAACUGAUUUCUACUACACUCCCUCGCCUAUUGAAGGAUUUAAUGUUAAUUAUGCAAUUAAUGCAUAUUUUAAUGGAGUCGAUCGCGCAUCGAAGUCUGUACCAUUAGUUGUGCCUCUUAGCGGAUUUUUAAACUUCAGGGACGUGAAAUGCAUCCUGAACUGUGGUGCUUUUUUCAGCUCUGGGAAGGAGUCCUCAGUUGCUGUCAAUCAAACUCACUGCCAUUCUCUGUUGCAACUAACAAUUUCUUCUAGAUUUAAGUAACAUCAGGCUGAAUUGUUUUACUAUUAAAAUGCCGCUUAAUUAUAAGAUGACUUUUUUUUGAUCAAAAUAGUUUUCUAUAAUUGAAUUCCAGCUGCAAUUUUCACCAAUUUUUGUUUCUUGGUGUUCAGGCUUCUGUUCUACGAAUAAACCUUUACAUGA